ACCAGGCCUAACUGGAGGUGGGGCUUGCUUUUCAGGCUGGCAGCGAUGGAGCCAAGAUUGGAAACUGCCCCUUCUCCCAGAGACUGUUCAUGGUGCUCUGGCUCAAGGGAGUCACCUUCAAUGUCACCACCGUUGACACCAAGAGGCGAACUGAGACAGUACAGAAGCUGUGCCCAGGAGGGCAGCUCCCUUUUCUGCUGUAUGGCACCGAAGUGCACACAGACACCAAUAAGAUUGAGGAGUUUCUGGAGGCAGUGCUGUGUCCUCCCAGGUACCCCAAGCUGGCAGCUCUGAACCCUGAGUCAAACACAGCUGGCCUGGACAUAUUUGCCAAGUUUUCCGCCUACAUCAAGAACUCAAACCCAGCACUCAAUGACACCCUGGAGAAGGGGCUCCUGAAAGCCCUGAAAGUUUUAGACAAUUACCUGGCAUCCCCCCUCCCAGAGGAAGUGGAUGAGACCAGUGCUGAGGACGAGGGCAUCUCUCAGAGGAAGUUUCUGGAUGGAAAUGAGCUCACUCUGGCUGACUGUAACCUGCUGCCAAAGCUCCACAUAGUGCAGCAGUCAUUGCCCACAAGACUGUUGCUUGUGAAAAUUACAUUCCAAGAUACAAGCUGGGUGCAAGCCGGCUGGCGGGGAGGAACACAUCCCAGUGUUACUUUCAAGAGUGCUCUUCCUGCCACUGGCACUGCCAGUCCCCAGUCCAGACCGGGCAGGCUCUUCCUACAACCAAAGCUUUAGCUCCUCAUCACUUGGGUUUCCACCUCCUCCUGUCGGAGAUGAAAACUUGGUUCCCAUCUUUUGUCACGGCCUUAAAGCUAUGGUUUCAGUUUGUGAAAUCUGGGCCCGAUGUCAGUCUGCCACGGAGCUGCGGAUUGAACACUGAAAGGCAAAGUGGUGUGAUGCUUAGUCCUUGCCCCAAAUGAAACAAAGAGAAAAGUCGCUGUGGAAAUUUCAAGAGAAAAAUUUAAUCGUUUGUGAAUUAUAGCUCAAUAAAACCAAGAGGAGAAAAGCAGUACCAUUGGAAUUGGUCUGAAAGGGGGCUUGUUA
This is a messenger RNA of Myotis davidii, 1049 nucleotides long. It is a transcript of the gene CLIC1, whose product is annotated as chloride intracellular channel 1. The transcript is spliced from 5 exons. NCBI's taxonomy places the organism in Eukaryota, Metazoa, Chordata, Mammalia, Chiroptera, Vespertilionidae. Bases 90 to 740 code for a protein of 216 amino acids. The record is from RefSeq and is a predicted model, not a curated record.